Magallana angulata is the source of this 1793-nucleotide messenger RNA. RefSeq names its product cholecystokinin receptor-like. Gene Ontology annotation, biological process: neuropeptide signaling pathway. The record is from RefSeq and is a predicted model, not a curated record. NCBI's taxonomy places the organism in Eukaryota, Metazoa, Mollusca, Bivalvia, Ostreida, Ostreidae. Gene Ontology annotation, cellular component: membrane. Bases 411 to 1487 code for a protein of 358 amino acids. Gene Ontology annotation, molecular function: G protein-coupled peptide receptor activity. The transcript has 2 exons.
UUAAAAUAUGAAUUGAAAGUUGUAGCACUGCGAGUAACUCUAAAACAGUAUUGCUCGUAAAUCUACACAAAAUGUACGACCAAAAGGCUAAUUGCAGGGAAGUGUCUUGGAUGAUUGCGGCCAUCAGCUAUUACUAUUUUCAUAAAUGACUCUGUAUUGACAGGAAUCUCUGCUGAUUAUUUUCAAAUCGAUGUGUGAUGAACGCAUCUGCUUUAGUAACUGUUUAUACCAAUAACAGAUUCUACAUUGGAGUUAAUGUCUAGUGAUAGAACAGUACACAGCACUAUUAGACACCUUGUUACGACAGUUCGUACACGGCUUAAAGCAAAGGGUUCAUGGGAAACGAGACAAUUCUCUCCAGUUUCUCAGCGCGGAUCAGAACAGACGCAUGUGCACGGUAAUAUAACGUUAUGAAUACAACUGCCCUGUCCACAGAGACGGCUAACAUCAGCGGUACGGGUUCUGGAGAUGGGGGACCCAUUCACGCCGUUGUGGGCAUGCUGUCUUUCUUCAGUGUCAUCGGAACUACUGGCAAUGCUCUUGUUCUGUAUGUAUACACGAGGAAACGCAAUAAACUGGCGGCGACCGUGUUCAUUAUAUCACUGGCCACCACAGAUUUGACGACUAGUAUCGUGGUCAUGCCGUAUACCAUUGUGAUAGAAUACCUGAACUACUAUGUCAAGUACGACAUAUUCUGUAAAAUGUAUAUGUUUUUCAUAACAUCGAACGUUCCUUUUGCUGCAUUUAUCAUGGUGGGCAUUGCCUUUGAUAGAUAUUUCUGCAUUGUUCAUCCGUUCAAACACCUAAUGAACGCGCAAAGAGCGAAGAUCAUCACAGCAUCCAUGGCUCUUUUGGCGUUCACGCUGGGCAUAAUCACGGCAUUGAACUACAGUGUAUACGAGGGUUGUGGAGGUGUGAACGAUACGUGUGUUGUGAAAUUCACGGGGGUUUGCAAAACCUCGGAAAUCUUACUUCCACAUACGUUUACACUGUACUAUCAGAGACUGUACACAGCCCUGUUUUUCUUGGCUCUCCUUGUAGUCAUGGUGUUGUACGCUCUGAUUUACCGCUCUGUUUUAAUCCGUCGGGCCAAAAGAAGACGACAGAGACGCUCAAUGUGUUCAUACACCACUUCAAAAGAAUCCUGGUUUCACGAAUACAGAUUUUCGAUGGUGUCCAGUUUAAGGAAAAAUUCAGAGGAGAAAAAUGAGAAAAGUAAUAGUGCAGUCGAGUCCGAACUUCUGCGACAAUUAGCCAUCCGUGAACGCGGGCUUGUCGCCAACAUUAAAACAGCAUUGAUGUUAUUUGUUGUUACAGCUGUUUUCAUAUUAGUUUUUCUACCUGCUUGGUUAAUGGCACACCAAAUAAUUGACUACAAUCGGGUCAUAUUUUACAUGUAUUUCGCCUAUAAUGUUGCUAACCCUAUUAUAUAUGCGUUUAUGAACAAAGCAUUCAGACGCCAGUUAAAAAUCGUGUUCAAAUGUUAAAUUCCAUACCGCACUAUAACAUACAUGUAUUUAUGCCUUCCUCUUUCAUCAUGAAACAAAACAGAAAUUUACCCAGCAUCUAGUUAUUUACCCAAAUCAUAAAUGGUAAAUGAAAACAAAUCGCCAAAUUAUAUUGCGAAAAAUGUUCCAUACCGCACUAUAACAUACAUGUAUAUAUAUAUUGCCAAACAAAAUCGGAAUUAGAGCGGGUUCGUGUAUCAUACGAACGUUUUGUUAAUAUAUGUGUUUAUCAUAAGAUAACGUUUAUUCUUUGGUUUCUAUCAUUAUGAAUAAAUAUGAUUUGUC